UCCUCAGCUGCCUCCUUCCUCCUCAUGUCGGUCUGAUCAGGACACUUCUUCCUGCAUCUUACAGGUGCAACUUUAUUCUCUGUUGUUGUCAUCAUGGGAUCAUUCAUAGAAACAUUUAAUUUGCACUGGAUUUUACUUUGCACGAGGAUUUUGUGAACAAAGAUCCUCUUCAGUUGGACCAGCUCCCCCCUCCUCCACCAUGAGCCUCACCUACAGCUUGGUGGCGGGGGCGGAGUCGUACAGCGACAGCACCUCCCCGGUGUCUCUGGACUCCAGUGUUUUCUUCAGCGAGACGACGGCGUCCGGCGUCAGAGACCCGCUCGACUUCUUCGUCAUCAACGUCGGGGGAAGUCGCUACGUGCUGUCGCAGGAGCUGCUGACGUCUUACCCGGAGACCCGGCUGGGGAAAUUGGCCCGCUGCGGCCGAGACUUGGCGCUGGAGCUCUGCGACGACGCCGACCUCCUGGAGAACGAGUUCUUCUUUGACCGAAAUUCACAGACCUUCCAAUACGUGAUGAACUACUAUCGGACGGGUCACCUGCACGUGAGCGAGGAGCUGUGUGAGAUCUCCUUCCUGCAGGAGAUCGAGUACUGGGGCAUCGACGAGCUUCGCAUCAACCCCUGCUGCCGCGAGCGUUACUACCGCCGCAAGGACCAGAAGGAAAAUCUCGACGUAGGGCAAGAGUUUGAGCCCGAGGACACCGAUGAGGACUUUGUGGGUGCCGCCUGCCCGGCUCUCCGUCGAUGCCUGUGGGACCUACUGGAGAAACCCGAAUCAUCCCGCGCUGCUCGCACCUUCGGAUCACUCUCAAUCUUCUUCGUGGUGGUGUCAGUCAUCAACAUGGUGCUCAUCUCGCUGGACUUAGAGGAGGACUUUGGCGUGAGCGACGUUGGCAUCGGUGCACCGCUGCUGUUCGAUGCCUUGGAGUACGUGUGUGUGGUGUGGUUCACGGGCGAGCUGGCACUUCGGUUCCUCUGCGUGAGGGAUAAGUGUCGCUUCAGUAAAAGUGUUCCCAACGUGAUCGACCUGCUGGCCAUCCUGCCGUUCUACGUGACGCUGGCGGUGGAGAGCCUCCACGGAGGAUCCACAGAGCUGGAGAACAUGGGCCGCGUGGUGCAGGUCCUCCGACUCCUCAGGUCGCUCCGUAUGUUGAAGCUGGGACGACACUCGACAGGCCUCAAGUCUCUGGGUUUGACCAUCGCUGAGUGCUACGAGGAGGUCGGCCUCCUGCUCCUCUUCCUCGGUGUCGGCAUCUCCAUCUUCGCCGCGGUGGUUUUCUCUCUGGAGCGCGACCUUCCCGCCACCACCUUCACCAGCGUGCCGGCCGCUUGGUGGUGGGCGACCACCUCCAUGACCACGGUCGGCUACGGAGACAUCCGGCCCGACACCGUCGUGGGGAAGGUGCUGGCCUUCCUCUGCAUUCUGUCCGGGAUCCUGAUCCUGUCGCUCCCCAUCGCCAUCAUCAACGAGCGCUUCUCCGCCUGCUACUUCACCCUGAAGAUGAAGGAAGCGGCGACGCGGCACGGUGAGAUGCUGAAGAGGCUGGCCCGCGGCUCGGUGGGGUGGGCGGGUGAGGGAGGAGGGGGAGGAGGCGUCAACCUGAGGGACGCCUACGCCCGGAACGUCCUGGAGAUGUUGAAGCUGCAUGGGCAGGACCGGGCGAGCACCCGGAGCAGCGGAGGAGAAGACCUGUGGUGGUAGAACCAGGAGACCGGUCCACGCCUGAUGGUUAAAGUGACCGCCCUGCAAGUUACAGCCCCACAAGAGUGAAAGGUUGGAGGGUUCAUGAGCAAGGCACUGACACUCUCUGUGCUGUGAGGCCCCGAUCACACUGAGACGUGUCGCUAGACACGCGUCGCCUGCAAAAUAUGGUGCGGCGCGCGUGCCGUGCGCUCCUCUCUGGCACAGUGCGUCAUGUUUUUCUAGCGGUUUUUACAAGCUCACGGAAGUUAAAAUUAGGGCUGUCAAAGUUAACACGAUAAUAACGCGUUAAUGCAAAUUAGUUUUAAAGCCUCUAAUUUCUUUAACACAUUAACCCAACUUGCGCUUUUUAGGUUGUAGCGGCUCAGUUUUAAAGCUAGAGUGAAGAUACUGGUAUCAUAUGAAACAUAUAUAAUGACAUAAUGAAACAGGUAUUCAACAGGAUCAAACAUAAUGAAUCCAUUGGUACCAACCAUGUCAUAUUAAAUAACGCUUCAAAAUUUGGCGAGGAAAAAUUGUCAUGGCGAUUUUCAAAGGGGUCCCUUGACCUCUG
Messenger RNA from Sebastes umbrosus (honeycomb rockfish), 2255 nucleotides. It is a transcript of the gene kcnv1, whose product is annotated as potassium voltage-gated channel modifier subfamily V member 1. Gene Ontology annotation, cellular component: voltage-gated potassium channel complex; membrane. NCBI's taxonomy places the organism in Eukaryota, Metazoa, Chordata, Actinopteri, Perciformes, Sebastidae. The coding region runs from base 200 to 1702 and encodes 500 amino acids. Gene Ontology annotation, molecular function: protein binding; voltage-gated potassium channel activity. Gene Ontology annotation, biological process: potassium ion transmembrane transport; protein homooligomerization. The transcript is spliced from 4 exons. The record is from RefSeq and is a predicted model, not a curated record.